Messenger RNA from Stylophora pistillata, 1008 nucleotides. RefSeq lists its product as uncharacterized. The record is from RefSeq and is a predicted model, not a curated record. Lineage: Eukaryota; Metazoa; Cnidaria; Anthozoa; Scleractinia; Pocilloporidae.
AUGGGGUACCAACUCGUCAAGAUUCAUGAGGUGUGGCAUUUUGAGCAUAGACAACGUGGACUCUUUGCUCCUUACGUCAACACUUGGUUAAAAAUUAAACACGAAAGUAGCGGUUACCCCGCCUGGUGCCAGACGGAGGAGCAAAAAGCCCACUACGUCCAACAGUACAAGCAGCGUGAGGGAAUCGAAUUGAAUCCAGCCAUGAUCACCAAAAACCCUGGAAGGAAAGCCACAGCCAAACUGAUGCUCAAUUCCUUCUGGGGCAAGUUUGGCCGAAAUUGUAAUAAGUCCAAGGUCCAUCAGAUAUCCCACCCAGCAGCACUAUUCAAUCUCCUCGACGACCCCUUGCAACAGAUCCAAGAGGUUCGUAUCCUUUCUCUAGAGUUGGUAGAGGUAGUAGCGAAACGCGACGACCAAGACCCAGAGAAAGGCCGUGCUACCAAUGUAUUCAUCGCUGCGUUUACCACCUGUCAGGCCCGCUUAAAGUUGUACGAGUCCUUGGAAAUUUUACAAGAUCGCGUGCUCUACUACGAAACCGAUUCGGUAGUGUACAAAUGGAAACUGGGAGAGUCAGAAAUUGCCUUGGGGGAUUAUUUGGGGGAUAUGACAAACGAGCUAGAGGAGGGAGACUUCAUUACAGAGUUCAUUUUAACGGGGGCCAAGAAUUGUGGCUAUGUUACGGCCAAAGGAAAGUCCUGCGUUAAAGUGAAAGGUUUCCCACUAAACGCGCGUUGGAUGGCCCAGUUGAAUUGCAAGGUGAUGAAACAGAACAUCCUGGAUGAAAUUCAACAUCCCUUGGACGAGGCAAGAAAGACAGAGAUUAUCAAUCCUGUACAUUUUGUACGGGAUCCGGUAAAAAAGAAAAUAAGAACAGAGACUCAAAUAAAGGCAUAUAGGUUAGUUUUUGACAAGAGGGUCUUGGAAAAUGGUACAUUUACAUCGUUACCCUAUGGAUACGAUAGAUUUAAUGAGGAAGAUAUAGAACUAGUCGAUUUUUCAGCAUUUUAA